AUGGUGGUGGGCGAGAAUAAACGUACGGCCAACAUAAUGGACGGCAUUGAGAACACUGGCGACGUCAGGCUGCACGACCAUCGGCUACGAUUGAAACAGAGAUUCGACAUAGUAAGAAAGCUAGGCCAAGGUACAUACGGGAAAGUCCAAUUAGGUAUAAACAAGAAGACUGGACAGGAAGUGGCGAUCAAGACGAUAAAGAAAUGCAAAAUCGAGACCGAAGCGGACUUGGUGCGAAUCCGACGGGAGGUGCAGAUUAUGUCAUCGGUCAGACAUCCCAAUAUUGUACACAUUUAUGAAGUAUUUGAAAAUAGUGAAAAGAUGAUUUUAGUAAUGGAAUACUGUUCGGGUGGUGAACUGUAUGAUUAUCUAAGUCAAAAGAAAGUUUUAGAAGAGGACGAAGCCAGGAGGUUAUUCCGACAGAUCGCGACCGCUGUAUACUAUUGCCAUAUACAUAAAAUCUGCCAUAGGGACUUAAAAUUAGAGAAUGUUUUACUCGACGAGACUGGUAGUGCCAAGAUCGCAGACUUCGGUCUUUCCAAUGUGUUCAAAGAGACGUCUCUGCUGGCGACAUUUUGCGGGUCUCCUUUGUACGCGUCGCCGGAAAUCGUUAAAGGCACUCCGUACAUCGGACCCGAAGUUGACUGCUGGUCCCUGGGAGUACUCUUGUACACUCUGGUGUAUGGGGCGAUGCCCUUCGAUGGCUCCAAUUUCAAGAGACUGGUUCGUCAGAUCAGCAACGGGGAUUACUACGAGCCCAAGAACCCGUCUUCUGCAUCUCCUCUGAUCCGUGACAUGCUCACUGUGGACCCUUUGAAGAGAGCGGACAUCGUUUACAUCUGUGACCAUCCGUGGGUGAACCUGGGCUGCGAAGCGUCUUGUCUGGAGAUAGCGGAGGCCUUGGCAGCCGAGACUCCGGUGCGACUCGACCUGUUGCUGUCCUUAGCACCUGCGGCUGCGUCAAACACUAAUAGCGUGGUUGUUCCAGAGCAAGCCGAGCUGGGUGGUCCAACUGAGAGUUGCACUGACCUCACCAGUUCUACUUCGAUGGCAGUGGAGCCCAGCAAUUCUGCUGAGAAACGGAUAUUGGAACUUGUUGCAGAGGGCGGCGAGGAUGCCAUAAAGCCUUCCCCGACGCGCACGAUAGUGGCGGCCGCAGACAACAAACGCAAGCUGGAGCUCGCCAUGUCCGGCACUGGCCUGCAGAGGAAGAGGGAACGGGUUGCCAGUUCUGCAAGCUUAGCCGGUGCGCCCGCGCUGCCGGAAGAGGCCUGCGUUCCCGAUGAAGACACUGCGGGGCUGCAAGAUGGUUCUAGUGGUGAAAUGCCUCAACACUCUCUGAAGUCAUCGGCCACCAUCACGAUAUCUCCCACUCUGGCCGCAGUGGAGGUGAGCAAAGCGCCCACCGAAGAGGUCAAACGUGCGCUAAACGAAGAGAUAAAAGAAGAAAAGCCUAAAGCUAAGAAAGUCCUCUCCAAAGUUGACAUACCGGAGAAGCAGAACGAAUCUAAGGAAGACGGCAAGCCAUCCGUGGCGGCCACCGCAGACAAGCUGACGUCCUUGAGCAUUUCUCAGCCGGCUCCCGCCUCCGCUCCCGUCAAACCGAAGAAGCUAUCUAUAGGAGGUCACGUGGGCAGCUUCAAGGAGCAGUUCGAGAGACGAGCGUCCCUCACCACUCCGCCGGAAGUCAAACGGACCGUCACCAAACCCGUGGUGUCGAAGAUCGCGAAGCCGAAAGCCCAGAGCGAGGACCGGGAGUUGAACAAGCCUCUGGACAACGGGACGGUGAGGCUUCAGCAGAUCGGCAUUGAGCCGUCGCCGUCGGUGCCGUUCGAAGAGCCUCAAACGCAAAUGAACCGGGGUGGAGUGAAGAAGACUGAGAGCGAACCCACUCACCACACACAAGUUGACCCUGCGGUCUUGCUUCAGGACGCCAGGAGGAGUCUCCAAAGUUCGAUGGCGAAGUUGGCAGAAGAACGGGCGGGAGAAGAGAACAGACGCCGCGCCGCAAGAGACAUUAUUUCCUCUGCCAUCAGGACGGGCAAGCCUCCCGUGCCCUACGGUAGGUCUUCGUCAGCCGGAGUGACGUCGCUGGCGUCUCCGCCGUCCACUCCCCCCGCGGCCCCGCCCUCCGCCUCUUCCAAAGUCUUCAAAACGGAGGCACACCAUCGGGUGGAGGAUCACCGCAAUAGGGGCCCGUCAGUGGAGCGCAUAAUACCGAUAAGCGUGGCGACGGAGGACAGUCCCACGUCUCCGACGUCUCCGUCCACGAACGCGCACGUUCCCACGCACAAGCCCGCGCCCAGGUCGACGCAUACGCCACUUAGACGUCUGGCGUCAACGGAAUCGACGGGCACGGGCGAGCCCAGUCCCAGCACGGGCGAGCCGAUAAAGAAGUCGGCUCGAGAGUUCAUUAUACCCAUUGCGGUGGAGGGCAAGGGGUACGUCACACCCAGACAACGCAGCCUCGAGCCCGACGCGUCGCCUUCGCCUAGGGUGCAUCCCCCCCGACUUACACCUCGGCGCAUCAGUAGCUUAGUAAGUGGCGGAGAAUCUGAAGAAGAAGAUGACACACAUAUGCAUCGAUUGAGAUCAAGCCGCUUGGCUCGAGCGGAAUCCGUGUCCUCUGGCGAAGAGGACGAGGAAGACGAGGGUUUCCAUCUCUUGACAGCUGAAAACCUCUUCUCCACGCUGUUACACCGAGUUCGCGCGUUAACUCAGCGGUUGAACGGCGAAGAGGGCCCCGGCUUCUCCCAACACCCGCACUCGCUCUUCAACAACCUGCAUUCGCCGUUCUUCAAUAGCCCGCACUUGCCGAGGAGGCAUUUCAUGCGCGAAGGCUGGGGCUCGCGAGACAUGCAGUCGCCGUUCGAGUCCAUGUUCAACAAAUCGCGUCAGACGCCGCGCGGUAGUAGUAAGAAGGGCAAAGCGCGGACCGGCGACGGCGACGACGAGCGUGAGGGCGACGCGGGACUAGAUCUCUCGGACCUCGACUUGAGCUCGAUUCGGUUCUCCGAGCGCGAGAUGCGCGCCCUGUCGGGCCUGACGCCGGCGCUGUCUCGGCGCCUGCAGCGGCAGCUCUUGCGGCAUCUGCCGCCCCAUGCCGCUCGCUCCUUGCGACGCACGCUCUCUCUCGGCGCCGACCGAUCCGAGCCGGCGGACGACCCGCGAGAGGCCACCGCCGACGACGACGCACAUUCUCGAGAACCUCCCGACACCGAAGUCGACGACGUCCCGCGAGCUUCCGCGUCCCAAUUCUACACUCUGCCGCGUUUGAGACGACGUUCUAGCGCGUCGCGCGAACCCGCGACUCCAUCUUCCCCUCUCGCCGACGAUUGUACAUACAAAAUGGCGGCUCCGCGGGACUCGAGCGGAUCGCGCCCGGAGUCCCGCGGCGCUACCGAUAGACCUCUACUGAGUAAAUAUUUAUCUGAAAGAACGACUUCUUUAGACGACACGUACGCGUCGGACGGAGGCAGUCUAGUCACCGACCCCAGUUAUAUCGCUGCGUACGGGUCGCCCGCUUGCGGUAACUCGACGGGUCCAAAUUUCAGACGACAUUCCCUGAGAUUAUCCGGCGAUCGUCCGAAAAAACGUAUUUCCAGAUUCCUCAGAUCAGAUUUCUUCGAGUCGCCCCCGGACGAAAGUGUUUACACCAAACACAAAAAAGAAAAAGAAUUGGAAACUCAAAAAAUAUUAAAAGAAAUAAGGGAGAAGAGAAGUAGAGCUUCGGACGGUGCAGCGACGACCCCCACUGAUGUGAGCGAAGGUCAGAAUUAUAUAAGCGAGGAUGUGACGCGCAAGUGCUUGUCACCUACGAGUAUUUUAGUUGGUAAAGAUCGAAGUAGAUCAACCACGCCUUUCUUUCCCAGUUUAGAUAAUAUUAAGGAAAACGCAAUUGAUUCAUCAACUUUACUGAAAACGAAAAACAUCUGCAAUGAAACACGAGACUCACAAAUCAGGAAUAAUAAUGAAAACGCGACGAACCAAGAAACGAGGAUAGUCCGACCUAAAAGUUAUCCAGCCAAAAGCAUCAAAACAUACGAGGCUAACAAAACCGACAGUGAAAGAAAAUCAAGUAAAGAAAUCGAAUCUGAGAAUAAGCAUAUUACGUCUAGGGAAUCAAAAUUAUUAAGACCUAAGAGUUACCCGAAUAAUUCGAAUAUUUUAAAUAAAACUAAUUCCAACCGCACGACUAGUAAAGACGAAUGCAAAAGUUCCACCCUAAAUGAAAACCCUUCUCCUACACCGGAAGCAAAAACUGAUGUAGAAGUUAGUUUUAACAUAACACUGCCUAGAAAAACAAAACCUACCCCGACGAGCAAUUCAUCAGAGGUUGUCACUCAAAGUGAAAAUCUUAACGCUAGAGAAGAUAAAACGAAAAUAGAUAAUGGUUCAUCAAAUCUUGUUUUGAAAAAGUAUAAAGUAGUUAAUUCCACACAGAGAGAAAUGUCUUCAGCUGUGGAUCAAAAUACAUUAAAUGAGAGUAUCGUGGACACUACAGAUGCUCUACGAAAACGAAAUUAUCCCAAUUCCAUAAAAAAUAACAUCUCAAGUAAUGGUUUUACUCGAGAUAAUAGUAUUCCUAAAGAUGAGUCAAAAGAAGAAAAGAAGAUUGUAAAAAAGAAAGUAAUUAAAAAAGUAGCUUCGAAGUCAAAGACGACUGAAUUAGGAAACGACAAGAAACCGAAUGAUAUUAAAUCUUCAAAUGAUAAGAAAAUUGUCGCUAAGAAACAUAAAGAAAAAUCACCUGAGGAUAGUAAACAAAAUAAUGUUACUAAGAAAAAGUCAGUUUUACAAUCGAUAGGUCACAAAUUAGAAAAAUUGACUUCUUCAAAAUCUAACUCACCGGAGAAAAUAUGCCAAAAUAGCUCGGUAAAGGCUAGUAAAAAAGAAACUAGUAAACUACGAAGGACACAAAGGGAACACUCCGUUCCGGUAGAACCGCCCACAGAAUCGAAUCUCAUCAAGAGAGCUGUGACUGUCACAGAUGUGGUUGCACUGGAAAACCAAAGCAGUACACAGAAUAAAACGACAGUGUCUAAAGUGUUGGGAUUAUUUAAGAAAUUUGAACCUAAAGAAAAACAGGUGAAACUUAAUUCAGAAAAUUCACGAAACAAUGUUGAUGAACAAAGCAUUUCUGCACAAAUUGAAAGUGAUAUCGAAAAACCUCAAAGACCAUCGUCCCUGUUAUUGAAUGGCGUGAGUCGUAAAAGUAAUAAAUAUAAUAAGACUAGUAGCGAUAGUUGCACCGCCCUUCCUACUGAUGAUGAUGAAAAAUUAACGAAGAAAGAGGAGACGAAGAGCAUUCGUAGCACACUAAAGUUGGACUUUUCAAAACUUCCUAGAGUGAAGAAAAUAGUUCCUACUAAUCCUGUGAUAGAACCUCAAAUAAUGGAUACGUCAAUGGACAAAGGUAAAGUUGGAAAAAGUGAAACAAAUGGUGAUUGUCUAGCGGAUGGAAUGGCCAACGCUGAAAUAAAAGAGAAAACCCUUAUCUCUCCCAGCAGUCUUUACCCUAUCCGAAGUCACGAUUCGACCACCCCAGAGAAAGAAGACGUCGGGGAUAGAAUACGCAGAAAAAGCUUUUACUCUAGAUUUAAUGAAAAGAAACAACGAAGAAAAAGUAACUUAGUCGGUCCCGGCGCCGUCGAAUACGAUCCCGUGGCUCGAAUAUACUCGCACUCGACCGAUAAAUACGACGCUUCGCCCACUUCCCCCAAUACGUAUGACAUUUCGCCCGGCUUUUCCGUUUCUUCGGACGCGUCUCCUUCGACCGACCGGUAUAGGUCCUCGCUCGCCGACCUAGCUCGAAAUAAUUUACGAUACGAUAGCCUCAACGACAAAGUAGACACGUAUAGAUCUCUGGACAGGAGUGACCUAAGAAAAUAUUCAGGAACACGAAGCUAUCUCGACUACGACCAACCGUCGUCUUACGGCCAGAAUAGAUAUUCCAGAACGAAAUCACUGUUGGAAACUUCGGACGGCUCCGACAAUCUCGGCCUCAGCCUUUUGAAGGAACCGCACAAGUAUAACAGGACGAACUCUCUCUACGCCCCCGGGAGCUACGCCACGUAUCGCCCUAAGAGAACCCAACUCAACUCUGCCAUAAUAUUGAAAGAGAGCGAAAAGGAACCGAGCCCGGAAAACAUUCUUGAAAAAAUUCGCAAUAGAAAGUACUCGAUCAGAGUGACGAGAAAGUCGGACCCGGACAAGGAUUCCACGUCGAGACCCGCUGGCUCACCUCAAGGCGAAGGCGACGGUGCAGAACGCUCUGAGAAAGGCGACUGA
Messenger RNA from Pieris macdunnoughi, 6291 nucleotides. The record is from the annotation of a GenBank genome assembly. NCBI's taxonomy places the organism in Eukaryota, Metazoa, Arthropoda, Insecta, Lepidoptera, Pieridae.